AGCCAUCCUAAUGGGUGUGAGUUGGUAUCUCAUUGUAGUUUUGAUUUGCAUUUCUCUAAUGGUUCCUGAUACUGAGUAUCUUCAUGUGCUUAUUGGCCAUUUGGAUAUGUUCUUCGCAGAAUUCUCUGUUCAAGUCAUUUGCCCAUUUUUGAAUCUAGUUGUUUGUUUGUUUUUGUUGUUGUUGAGAUUUCGGAGUUCUCUAUGUAUUCUGGAUAUCAACCCCUUAUCAGAUACAUGAUUUGUAAAUAUAUCCUCCCAUUCUGUAGGUUGUCUGUUGUCUUUUUCUCUGUUGACAGUGUCUUUUGAGGCAUACAUCUUAAACAUUUCAGUAAGUCAAAUUUUUCUGUUUUUUCUUUUGUGGUGUGUGUCUUUGAUGUCAUACACUUGUUAUACUUGAUUUUUAAAAAGUAGUUAAUAUAUCUGACUAGGAAGGCUUCAAGCCAAAUUUUUCCCAGCACUUUAUUGGGCUUUCAGUAGUCAUCAAAUAUCUGCCAACCAUUGCUAGCCACUGGGGACAUAUCUCUGAACAAAACAGAGCAAAGGGCAACAAUGAAUAAGACAGAAGAUGUCCCUUACCCCCAUGGAGUUUACAUGCUUGUGACUCUAAAUUCAUUCAAAUGUAGCAAAGCUAAUAAAGUUUUAAAUGAAGAGAAUUUCAAGUCAAAAUUUUUACACCUUUCAAUUUAAGAUUGCAAGUCUAAAAUCUAUCAUACAUUUGAAUUAGAGUCACAACCAUAUCUGUCUAAUUAGUGUCUCUAACCUGUCUGCUAUGAAAAUACCAAAUAUACACAUUUUAAAAGCCUGAUCAAAAAAUACUAAUGCUAUAAAAUCGAUUUGCUUUAUGGUUUAUUUAAGUCCAACUUUUCUAAUAUUGAAUGCUGGAUUACAAAGCUGAGCUUGCUUGAUGAACAACUUAUGCCCCAGAUACAUGAUUGUCUGAGAUCUGAAGCUGGGCCCGGGGACAUGGGGGUUGUAUAUGACCAGAGUGACUCUUUCUAUAACGCAGAUGGACAGACUGAGCCUGAUAUUAACAGUGGCCAUAAUAAUAGGGAACUCCAUGCUCUUCAGAUGGACCUGGUUUCACAAUACACUGUUUGCUAGAUUUAACCCUUCCCUUCAUAGCACUGUUCAGCAUUGUCCCAGUUUGAAUGGAUAAAUUACUUCACACCUAUACCUACUUUGCUAUGUGAUCCGAUACAGCCAACUCAGCCUAGGUACUACCUGAUUCUUCCACAUCAGGCCAGUUGGCCAUGAGCACCGGCUCAUGUCACCCUCCUGCAAGGUCUGCAUUUAGAGGUGGCUGAGUGGAGCUGUCGCUCUCCUCAGAUGUCCAUCAACUCACCCCCUUUUUUCAUAAGAACAAUGAAUAUUUUCUCAGUUUAGCCAAGUGUGAUUCAAACUUAUUUCCAGAAAAUUCUUAGCCCACCUCUCUCUUCAAACAGAUUCCCUCUUCUGUAUAGGAAUUCUAAAAAUAUCAUUGCUUCUUUGAUCCAAACCCUUCAGCAGUUCACACUGUGCUUGGAAUCGAAUAGAAAACGUUUACCGUGGCCUGCAAGUCCCAGCAUGAUCUGGUUCUGCACUCCUUCCAUGACCUCAUCACAAACCUCUCUCUUCUUGUGCUCCAAUUUCAGCCACAGUGGCCUUUUUUCCACUUCUUCCAGCAGAAGUCAAGAUUCCUUCUACCCCACGGCCUUUGCGUAGACUGCUCCCCUUUUCUGAAACACCAUCUCCUCCACUCUCUGCUUGGGUGACUCCUCAUGCUGCACGUCUCAGCUCAACUGUCAUUUCUUUGAGAGAUUAUUGUUCUUCCUAGAACUUAGCACAACUUCUGCAUGUAUUUGCCUACUGUUUCUCUUCCCUGCUAGAUUGUUUGCUGCACAGGGUCAUGUCUGGUGCUCUGUUUGCUCAGCACCCAUCCCAGGGCUCGCAUAUUCUAGACAGCCAAUCAUUGUUUGCAGAAUGAAUGACUGUCACAGUUGCCACAGCAGUCACCAUUAGCCUUAAGUCAUAGCUAUUAUAAUCAUUCAUAUAACCACUUUUGGCUCUUGGGAGGUACUGAGUAAUUGUUGAAUUGAGAUAUCUAAAUGUCACUUCUCCUACAACAAAUUAAUACAGUUUGUUGUUACCUCUAUGGUCCUUUACACCAGCGGUCCCCAAGCUUUUCCACACUGGGGACGGGUUUCGUGGAAGACAGUUGUUCCCUGGACUGGGGUGGGGGUAGGGUUGGAGGGCAGAUGGUUUCAGGAUAAUUCGAGUGCAUUCUAUUUACUGUGCACUUUAUUUCUUUUAUUAUUACGUCGUAAUGUAUAAUGCAAUAAGCAUACAACUCACCGUCAUGUAGAAUUGGUGGGAGUCCUGAGCUUGUUUUCCUGCAACUAGACCGUCCCAUAUUGGGGUGAUGGGAGACAGUGCAGAUCAUCAGGCAUUAGAUUCUCAUAACGAGCGCACGACCUAGAUUCCUCUAAGCGUGGUUCACAGCAGGGUUCGCGCUGCUCUGAGAACCUAACGCGGCCACUAAUCUGACUGGAGGCUGAGCUCAGGCGGUAAUACCAGCAAGCAAUGGGAAGCAGCUGUAAAUACAGAUGAAGCCUCACUGCCCGCCUCCUGCUAUGCUGCCUGGUUCCUAACAGGCCAUGGACUAGAAGCUGCAUGGGGUCCAUAAAUAUCUGUGGGGUAUGUGGCCUGGGAAUUGGGGAUACCUGCUUUAUACAGUUAGCUUUCUAUAACUUCUAAAGCUGUAAUCGUUCUGUUCUUAGCAGUUCUCUUGCAGGAAAGAAGACAUUGAACUAAAUGUGCCUUUUGGGGGACUAUCUUUCCUAAUGAAAAAAACAACCACAGAACAUUAAUGAAUUGGUUGACAGUUAGUAAUACAUUUUGAUUACGUAAAUAUCAAUUCCAUAGCCUACUUAGUGAUUAUUUAUUUAUUUACCCUGGGUAUCCCAAGAGGUAGUACAGUGGCCCCAGGUUAUAGAGGGUGGUCUUGAGAAUUGAAGGAAGCUCUAAUUCUAGAUUUUAUAAUGCCUGUGACAACGCCAUCCUGCUCUGCCUGCUUCUCCAUGAUCCCUGCUACCCCGCUCCAAGAAUUCAAGCCGUGGAAUAGCACCAGAUUGUGUUAGAACUUCCUGAAUCCUAACCAGUUAGAACCCACUGGCUCGUUUUUGCGAUAUCAGCCUGUUAAAAGCAUAUCCUCAUAAAGAUGUGAUAGCCCUGUCUCUGCAUCUAGGCACCUGUGAAUAUGAAACAACAGUAUAAAUACGAUUUUGAAGGUUGCAUUGUCACAGAUGAAAAAUUGCACAAACAUGUCAAAAUGCAGUGCCGAAGAAGGAAAUCAGACUUAUUUUCGUCGCUAUUUACUGUACCAAAGCAUUUUUGGAAACCCAAAUCGGGGAGAUAACCGUUUUUGAAUGAACGGCAGUGGCAGAGCGCGGUCGGGGUUAGCAGCAACGUGGCUGGGCGCCUUUAACUCGCCGUCACCUCCGGGGCCCGGGCCGCGUCCCGGGCCCAGCGCCCCGGCCUGUGCGGCGCAUUGGCCCCUCCUCCCCUCGCGCGCCGCGCGCAUUGUUGUCCUUUAGCGAUUGGUGGUUGGACCAGAAACAGCUGUGCAGAGUCGUGCCGUGUAAAGGGCUGUGGACCUGAAUGCAGUGUAGCCGGCUGGCGGUGACUUACACCCGGGCUCCAGAGGGAGAGAGAAAGAGCUGCAGGCCGCUGGCAUUGCGUCUUCCAGGCUGCGUGGACCCGGCGCCCCGGCGUUGGCGUUUGGGGAGCUCGCCGUGGCGCCCCCUCCCGCUGGCUCUAGCUUCCUCUGGGCUUGGCGCAGGUGGGCCAGGCUGGGCACCGCGGAUCUCCCUGUUCCCACGAAGGCUGGCUCGCCGUCUCUCUGCGAGGGGGAGGGACCAUCCUAAAAAUAUGUAAAUAUCCAAGCGCCGGCUCCAGGCUGGGGCAGCAGCCAAGGUCCCUGCGCCGCCGCCGGUGCUUUACAUGAAAAUGAGAAGCCUGUUGGGAACCGCGCUCUAACUUAAGGCAGCCUGGUGAUUAGCAUGAGACUGGGCGGCUGUCCUGCUUCCUGCCCUUCAAUAGCCGUUCCGCGCGCUCGCGCCCGAGCCGCGCUGCCACCGCGCGGGGGUCGAUCGCAGGCUCGGCGUCCUUGGCAGCCAUGGCUCCGUCGCCGCCUCGGCCAGUAAGUAGGAGCACGCUUGUGUAGGGGGCACAUGCGUGUCGGCGCACCCACCCAGCCACCCACCCGCGCGCACGCACAGCGCCCGGAGCCUCGGCAGGAGGAAGAUUGACGAGGCGCUGCAGUCGCGGGGACGGCGCGGGCUCUUCCUGGAUUCCGCAGGAGCCCGCCCGCCGCAGCUGCUGUCUGCAGAGCCUGCACGGAGCCGGUGCACACGCGCCCCCGGCUCGAGCCUCUGUGAUGAAGACUGCCUCCCGGGGGCUGCGGGGGAGGCAGAGCCAGCCAGCGCCGGGGACUGCGGGCCGCGCGGCCGGUAGGCCCGCGGGGACACGACUCGGACACUGUCAUCCCCACGCCGCGCGCUGAGCCGCCCGCCCCUCCGGCCUCCCGCACGCCCGGUCCGGGGUCAGCCCCGGAGGCCUCGGCUGCCUCAUUUGUUUGGGUCUUUUGUGCCGUGGCUCCCAGUUGGCUAAGCACUCCUGCGCUGAAUCGGGCCAUUGUCUGCGCUCCCAUUGCCUUCACGCUGCCAGUCUCGGCGCCCCCACCCCGCCCGCCCCCUCCCCGCCUCCUCCCGGCCGGGGAGCCUCCUAACGUGCCUUUCCCCCCAGGAAUCUGGAAGCUAUAAGCCGGGCGCAUUGCAAAUGAAGUGUAAUGCAUUGUGGGACGUGUGUAAAAUCGGAGCCUUCGCCGUGGGGGUGUGGGGGGGCGUGGGGAGGGCCGGACCCGCCGCUGGCGGUGUAGACGCCGACGAGGAGGGGCUGCGAAAAUGUGCGCAGAGUCCGCCCGGGUCGUGCCCGCCGUAGACUGAUGAAGGAGCGCGCUGCGCCCCGGCGCUGAGGCCCCGAGGAUCGGGGCGGCAGGUCACCCUCCCCACCAUGAAGAAGACCCGGAGCACAACCUUGCGGCGAGCCUGGCCUAGCUCGGAUUUCUCGGACCGGGCCUCGGACCGCAUGAGGUCCCGCAGCGAGAAGGACUACCGCCUGCACAAGCGCUUCCCCGCGGCCUUCGCGCCCCAGGCUUCGCGGGGCUACAUGACAUCAGGUGAUGUAUCACCAAUCAGUAUGUCUCCCAUCAGCCAGUCUCAGUUCAUUCCACUUGGGGAGAUCCUCUGCUUGGCCAUCUCAGCAAUGAACUCAGCAAGAAAACCUGUCACCCAAGAAGCACUGAUGGAGCACCUGACCACGUGUUUCCCAGGUGUUCCAACCCCAAGCCAAGAAAUUCUGCGGCACACGCUGAACACGCUGGUUCGGGAGAGGAAAAUCUACCCAACUCCAGAUGGCUACUUUAUCGUGACCCCACAGACUUACUUCAUAACUCCUUCCCUCAUAAGAACUAACAGUAAAUGGUACCAUCUGGAUGAGAGGAUACCUGACCGGUCCCAGUGCACCUCUCCGCAGCCCGGAACCAUCACGCCCUCUGCCUCAGGCUGCGUCAGGGAAAGAACAUUGCCCCGAAACCACUGCGACUCUUGCCACUGCUGCAGAGAAGACAUGCACAGCAUGCAUGCGUCCACCCUGCAGAGGAAGCCUGCCAAGGACUGCAAAGACCCUUACUGCCCCCCUUCUCUGUGCCAGGUGCCACCCACUGAAAAGAGCAAAAGUACUGUAAAUUUUUCCUACAAGACGGAAACUCUCUCAAAACCUAAAGAUAGUGAAAAGCAGUCAAAAAAAUUCGGGCUGAAGUUAUUCCGGCUAAGUUUUAAAAAAGACAAGACCAAACAGCUGGCCAAUUUUUCUGCCCAGUUUCCUCCGGAAGAGUGGCCCCUGCGAGACGAGGACACGCCAGCCACGAUCCCUCGGGAGGUAGAAAUGGAGAUCAUCAGGCGCAUCAACCCAGACCUGACCGUGGAAAACGUCAUGCGGCACACUGCGCUCAUGAAGAAGCUUGAAGAAGAAAAGGCCCAGAGGAGUAAAGCUGGGUCCUCUGCCCAUCACAGCGGAAGGAGUAAAAAGAGUAGGACUCAUCGAAAGUCCCACGGAAAGUCUCGGUCUCACAGCAAGACACGAGUGUCCAAAGGAGACCCCUCCGACGGCUCGCAUCUGGAUAUCCCCGGUGAAAGAGAGUAUGACUUUUGUGAUCCUCUGACCAGGGUGCCCAGGGAGGGCUGUUUCAUCAUGGAGCACGCAGGAGAUAACUUCAUCAUGCACAGCAACACAAACGUGAUUGAGUCCCACUUCCCCAUGACACCAGAAUGGGAUGUGUCUGGUGAACUGGCCAAAAGGAGAACUGAGAUGCCUUUUCCUGAACCUUCUAGGGGAAGCUCCCACUCAAAAGUGCACCGAAGCCACAGCCAUACCCAGGACCGGAGGUCCAGGAAUGAGAGAUCCAACAAAGCCAAGGAGAGAUCCAGAUCGAUGGACAACUCCAAAGGCCCUCUGGGUGCUUCUUCUCUAGGGACGCCUGAAGACCUUGCUGAAGGCUGUAGCCAAGAUGACCAGACCCCCAGCCAAUCCUACAUCGACGACAGUACUUUAAGGCCUGCACAGACUGUUGGUCACCAAAGGGCUCACAUUUCGUCCACAAGCUAUAAAGAGGUGUGUAUUCCAGAAAUAGUUGGUGGCAGCAAGGAACCGUCCAGCGCGUGUAGCCUUUUGGAGCCAGGCAAAGCACCUGAGAGUUUGCCAUCCUAUGGCGAACUCAACUCUUGUCCAGCAAAAACCUCCACAGAUGACUAUUUCCAGUGCAACACCUCCAGUGAGACGGUGCUCACGGCACCAUCACCUCUGGGAAAGAAUAAGGAGGACCAUGACACUCUGACUUUGGCAGAAGGGGUGAAAAAGCUCUCCCCAUCUGAUAGGCAGGUCCCCCACUCCUCCAGGGAGCCUGUAGGGCACAAGGAGGAGUCACCCAAAGGGCCGGGUGGUGGCCCAGCUGCCUCAGGAGGAGCGGCUGAGGGGAUCGCCAAUGGACGCCUUGUCCAGCACCAUGGUGCCGAGCCCAGCAGCUUGGACAAGAGGAAAGAGAUAUUUAGCAAAGACACACUGUUUAAACCUCUUCACAGCACCUUGUCUGUAAACAGCUAUCACAAAUCGAGCCUGUCCCUCCUCAAAUCUCACCCGAAGACACCUGCUGACACACUGCCAGGCCGAUGCGAGAAACUGGAACCGUCCCUGGGGACCUCAGUGGCACAAGCCAUGCCAGCUUCCCAACGUCAGCAGGAGUCAGGAGGGAACCAGGAAGCCUCUUUCGACUAUUACAACGUCUCUGAUGAUGAUGACUCUGAGGAAGGGGCAAACAAGAACACGGAGGAGGAGAAAAAUAGAGAGGACGUGGGCACCAUGCAGUGGCUCCUGGAGAGGGAGAAGGAAAGAGACUUGCAGAGGAAAUUUGAAAAGAACCUCACCCUUCUUGCCCCAAAAGAGACCGACAGCAGCAGCAGCCAGAGAGCCACCCAUUCAGCCCGGCUCGACAGCAUGGACAGCAGCAGCAUCACAGUGGACAGUGGAUUCAACUCCCCACGUACUCGGGAGAGCCUGGCUUCCAACACGUCAAGCAUUGUUGAAAGUAACCGUCGUCAGAACCCCGCGUUGAGCCCGGCCCACGGUGGAGCUGGUCCAGCCUUCAACUUCCGAGCAAGCACGGACCCCCCGACAAAUGAAGCUGAGAAACUACAGAAACCUUCUAACUGCUUGCAAGCUUCUGUUACUAGUGUGUGAUAGUCCUUCUGCCUCAGAUCUUCUGUCUCGUUCGAUACAGCAAAGUUUACGACACUGGGACUGAUGUUUACAUCUUUGGAAAGACAAGCAUCUCAACCACACAGUUUUUGUGUUGACUUAAACUGUGCUGCUAAGUAGGGCUAGGGCAAAGAAAAAACAAAAAAUCUUUAUUUCAGAGUAUUGCUUUUCACAUUUAUGGCUCUGUAGCAACUGAGUAACAGUAGGGGUGAUAUGUAUACUUUUGCUUCACUAAUUGUAUCUGAGCACACAUAGGAAAGUCUAGACACUGUAAGUGUAAUAUGCAUUUUCAAUGUCAUGCAUUUGCCAAUUCCAUUUUAAAAUGCCACAGAUGCGUGUUGCUCCCAGUCUGUGGUUAAACGGUGCCACAGAACUGAUCCUUGACACUUCCAAAAAAAAAAAAAUGAAGCCACCAUGAAAUGUCAAAUGCAAGGGUCCACCUUGAGGGAAAUAGAUGCCAAACUGACUAGGAGGGACCCCAGCCCUUUGUGUGUGAAUCGUUUAUGCACCAGUCAUUUUUCACUGUGAGUUUUUGUGACACUAUUUUGCAGGAGCCCAUGGAAGUGUGUGAGAAGGGGUCGCCAUGGAAAUCGCUGGGAGUGUCUCUUUUCAGGAUUUUGUUUUCAAGUGUAACAGAUGCUUGUCUGAUUUUUAACCUUCCAUGAUCACAAACAGGAAUAUAGGCCUUUGAAUCUGAAGUGGACAAAGGAAAGGAAUUUCCAGUCUGGCGGGGGCACAGCACUAGGUGUUGGGAGAGGUGGCGUGGACUUGUAAAAGGUAUUACUCAAAUAUUGAAGGAAGAGAAUUUCCUCCUUGUGAUACUUAGGAUGACCCUACCUUACUCUAAUAGGUACAAUAAUUAGUUUGUUUAAAAGCAAAAUGUUCUUUGUGAUACAAAUGAAGAGUAUGGCCUGAGGAUGUUAUUCUUUCUAAUGGAAGGACAUAAAUCUAUUUUAUGUAGUUUUAAAUAGAAUGCCUAAAUUAGGCUGUGGGAGAUAAUUUUUAGUGGUUAUAGGAAAGAGCAAAUUUAGGGAGAGUUGAACUUCAGGCCUUUUAUUCCUGGGAAGAUAUCUAUAGAGAAAACUUUUAAAAUAAUUUUUGAUUAGAAAUCUACAUGUGCCCAUGUAAUGAACAACAGAAUGUGCUCAUUCUGCUAGUGUGGUAUAAUCCUAAUUUGUACUCCCCUAAAAUUUAUCAGAAAAACAAUUAUGCAUACAUGAACUAUGCCAGAGUAAUGUUUACAGAUACUUUGUAACCAAUUUCAGGAGGCAAUUUUAGGUGGAUGUGUAGUUAAUUAGCCCAACUUAUUUCAAAAUGAUUCGUUAACGUUUUGCUUUGGUUUACGAUGUCAUGUUACACACAAAGAAGACCCAGCAGCAAAGGGAUUGCCAAUAAUUUGAUCUUAUAGCAAAGAGACAUUCCAACGUUCCCAUGUUUUAUUUUCUGAGAACAGUGGAACAGAUCUGCAGUAAUGGAAUAUUAUUUACAAAAGGGUUACAUAUGACACAAGAAAGUGUCUGACAUAAAGUUUUAUUUUGUUUAGUGGCAUGUGCUGUUGGGAGCUAUACACCAUAAAAUACAUGUAUAUAUAUACCCAAAUCCAGAAUAUUUUCACCUCCGAUUUCAGUAAUUGGCAUAUGAUUUGUGAGACACAUCAUUUUUGUAUUAGGUUUAAUCACUAGCAAUCUGUUUAAAUAAUCCAGUCCUAUACACAGUUAGACUCAUUCUUGAAACCUCUGAAUACUCCCUCAUAGUUUUUCAGUUAUUUGGAAGUUGCAUUGGGUCAAACUGGACUCCCUGAGUUUGGUAUAAAUUCCUUUUUUGUGCUUAUGGCAGUGAAACUUCAGCAUGUUUCGUAGUAAACUCCCAUACCAUUGACAUGCUUAAGCCUCUUGGCUUUCAGUCUCACGCCGUAUUUCCUCCAAGGCAUGCCUUGACGCAUUGUUUGUCUCCUGGCUUAACUAUGUCCAGAAGGAAUGAUCGUGUGUCUAAUAGACUACAUAGCCUGUUCCCUUGGGGAGUUAUAUAUCAUACAGUUACUAAAUCUUUGUCUAAAUUCAUUUUUUCCAAAAACUUGCUCUCAAAUUUUUCUUCUACUAUUAGUUCGUAAAUAAUAGAACCAUUGAAACAAUACAUCAGCCUCUAGUUGAUCCUCUGAAAGUAGCCAUUGAAAUAAUCGAAUGCUGUGUGAACAGGAAAGGAAACAUUACCUUUAAGAGAAGCUUUAAAAUAGGAAUUUAUUGAUAUUUCACGAGAUAUAGGUUUACAGAAGACAUUAUUCAAAUAAAUAUGUACACUGUUUGCCUGAUGCUAUGGGGUACAUGGCUUUUUAAAAACUCCCUUAGACCAGCAGCCAUUUGUGUAGUAGAAAUGAUGGACUUGAAAGAUGAUACCAUGUAAGCAGAUGUUGCAUAUAAAAGUAUUCUUGUCUGAAUCUGAUCGAGACUCUUGAAUGGGGGAAGAGUGGCAGCCGGCGUCACAUUACACAUGUCAUCCGAGGUCCCAGUGAGGCUCUCAGUCCGGACGGUGGGGUCCUCACCCGGCGUUGCCCGUACGCUUUUCCUCCGAUGAAACCAUAGCUUUGUGUUACACGACUGCUUGUCCAGUCUUAGGGUUUAGCAACUGAAAGGUUUACAAAACAAUCUGGUUGAAUCUCUGUGAAAGGGUCAACACAUCUGUCGGCAUUUUGCACACUUAUGUAUUAUUAUGAUACGACAUAUUACUUUAUGGUAAUUUUUAUUUUUACAUAUAACUACCUCCAUAAAUUUGAUGAAAUGGCAGCCGUGUGUUAAAGUGUAUCAUUCCGAAGAGCAAAGUUGAACACUUCCUUCAACAUUAGGCCAUGGCAUUCUGUGUGUGUCGGUGAUUGCCUCUGUGGACUCAUGACUUCUCCAUCGCCAUGGCUUUCUCUUACGCCAUUAUUUGGCUUUCAGAUGUAAUCCUGUCUUCUCCUCUCUUCCCCGCGAAAGCGCACUCGAUUUUGUUAGGAAUGAACCGAAGUUUAAAAAUUCUUGUGCCCACCCCCACCCCCCACCCAUUCCUGUUAAAAGUUCUCUGGCGAAGAGCCAAUGGGUGAACGUAAUUGAGCGAGCUAUUUACUUCUUUGGAAAUCUGGUUUGAAGUCUCAGUUUUCGGUAACAGAAGACACACAAGCAAUGUGGACUGCCAACCUUGAAGCACUGUGGGCUCUGCCUUCACCCGCAUGCUACCAUGUGGAGCCCAAACUCCACUGUAAUUAAAAGAGCUGUGCUGUGAAUGCCACAACUUCUGUUAAAUGAUUUGUAUUCCAUUAUAUACAUUUUGCACAUCUCAGGGGGCCAUAAUGAGCAUAUGAAAGCGGGGAUGCCAUCAAAUAGAGAAAACAAAUAGAAGAGGUGAAUGGAAACUAGCUAGAUAAAAAUAACAAAUGACUGCUUCUCUGACGUCGUGAAGGUCAAGUUCAGGAAGCGGCAAUUCAAAGUUAAUCUAGAGCAACAAUGAUCUGAACAGCAGCUGUUCCCAGGUCCCUCUUUUUCAUAACCUAACCAGCAUUUCUAAAAUGUAAAUUUAAAUUAUAUUGCAGUCACCAUGGGGAGAAGAAACCUGUUCAGUGGAAGCAGAAGCAUUGUUCCUUUUUUAGGUUGGCGCAGCUUUGCAAAAUUCUACCCAGGACAAAGCACUUAUCACCACCAAGUGUACUUGAAAGUAAAGUUUUUAACUUAAAUUACAAACAUAUUGCUCACAAUACGAUAGUGAUCGUUUUUUGAAAGUCUCACCGUUUAUAACAUGGGCAGUAUUUGGAGCUUGAUUUAAAAACCAACAACAAUCGAUAAUGACUUUGCACGAUUCACUUUGGGAUCUCAGAAUGCUUCCAAAGCAUUCAGAUUCGCAAACGAUUAACAAGACAGGUCAUCUUCAUAAUACGCGUACUUGAACAAACAAAAGGAGUGACUUAAGACUACCCAGAAACACAGUGGCAGCUAUUGAUGAUCUAUUUUCUAUCUGUUUGAUAGACCAUCAUGAGAAAUCACUAAAUACAAUGCUAUUUUUCUGAUGUGUGCUAAUAAAGUCAAAGAAAACAAAUACAACUUGACACUUUUGUCCAUUUUCAUUAAAAAAAAAAAAAGUUCAGGGUGUUUGGAAUUUUACACCUCAGCACACCUUACUGGUAUCGAUGGAUGAAGCGGGAGAUUGACAGGUCCACCCAAUGCCAUCACAGUCAGGAGCAGAUCUGGACAUCCAGCCUUGUUUACAGUUUCGUAUUGGGCUUCUAUAGUUCCCGUGCUAAAAUACCAUCUUUCAGGAACAUGACUGCUCCUGGCAGCGGAAGGUGCUGACACAGAAAUUUUAAUUAAAAACUUUAUCAAGUACUCAUCACAGUGCUCCUUAGCACCCUAGAAAUUCAGUACAAUAUAUCGAGUCCUGCUUUGGAGGAGCUGGAUUUCUGAGGGAGCUGAUCCAGUUCUAAGUAUUUUCUUGAAUUAGGAGGUAGAUGAUAUUUGACGGGGAUCUGCUCCAUCACCACAGGCCAGUCGCAGAACCAACUAGCCGUGUGCUAUCAACCUCGGUGGGCCCAAGCAGGAGCGACCUCUCCUUUCCCCCUCGCCCCCAGGACCAUCCUGCCCAUUGUCAAUGUCAUCCAGGGCUCUUCUGGUAGUGAGUGACUUUUCUGCACAUGUUUAGGGCUUGGGGGAGCUAGAACACAGGAAACAUGAAUGCAAAAGCCAUCGAAAACAUUGUUUUGCUUUGGGUUAGUAAAAUGUGGGCAGGAAAGAGAUUAUGUCCGUCUGAGCUUUGCCAAGUAAGAUAAAAGAAUCAGCCAUCACCCCCUUCCUCUCCCAGAAGGUCUGUGGUAUUAAGAAUACAUCCAAUAGUUUCCCACAGAUUUUUAUUCGGGAAAUGUUUCAUAAAUUACGUCUAUGAAAACAUUCAUUAUUAAAUUUCCUUGUGUGUUUCAGACAGACAUUGGCACCUUCCUAUUGAGUUAAUACUCUGCAUCUUUUGCAGCAGCGGCCCACAAAGAGAUUCCCAGUGGUGGCUCCCCCAACACACAAUCCUGUGUUUUUACCGUUGUUCUAUGACUUACGGUUGAUGAUUCGCAAGAUUCAGAAUUCUACCAGAUUCAAGGGGGACCUAAACUUGCUUUUUAUGAUUGUACAUGAUCAGUUAUAGGGCUUUAAUUGUUAAUUGUUGGCUUCAAAUGUGAACAGACACACACACACACACACACACACACACACACACACACCAUGCCAAGGAGGGAAUGGGGUAUUUCAAGUCGGGCAACGAUGAUUCUGGAAGGUUGGAAAUGUAAGGUUAGAAGCUUGGCUGGUCCAUGUACAGUUGCCUGCCUCCUUGUUCCAAGGCUGAACUUAGUAAAACGGUUCCCUUGCUCCCACCAAGAAGAGGUACCAAAUGUGAGACCUGAGAUCUCUAAUAUCUGUCCUCUGUGGUUCCGGGAAAUUAAUCAUGAAGUACACAUGCAGCAGCUCCUCCGCUUCCUUUCCUCCGAGGUACUCCUUUCCGUUCUCCCACCUAGAUACUGACAUACCGCCACGGUUUCCACAUUGGAAGGGCAGAACACUGUGCAGUAUCUUGCACACUUGCUGGGUUAGGAAUAGAGCUGCCCUAGGGUCACCUUCAUGGAAGUAUCAACAGCUACAAAUUAAAGUCCUUAGAGCAGUUGACACAGAUACCAUGUCCUAGAAGAGAAUUAAAUUUAAACGUCAAGUUUAAAGGAAUCAUAAUUCUGCAGGUAUCUUUCUCUGAGUGGCUGAAUGUGACUAUUGCAUUAGGGUAAAUGAAUUAAGAAAGUGCAAGUGGGUUUUACUGUAUGUUAGAAAGGAGUUUUGCAGCCAAGACUGCCUUGAAUAAAAUGCGUUUGCACUGAAAAAAAAAUUUUAAAUUACUUGGUCUCUGGUUGCUGUAAAGGUCAUCCAAGAUGGAUGUUCUGUUUAUAUUGUAUAGUAUUUCAUAUGAAAUAAUUACAGUUCAUGAAAUGUCUUCCCUAAUGUUACUGAUUUAUAACAGCACAUUUGUAACAUGGUUUUUAUCGUGUCAGUGUACCAUACUGUAAAUGAUGAUUACUUGUCAUGCUUAGUAUAAUAACUUAAAAGAAAAAAAGGACAGGGAUUUUUGUAAGUCUAUAUUUGAAAGUCCCUCCAUAUGGUGAUAUUGUGUUCAUGUUGUUUAUGUAGUGUUGUGUGAAAUAUCCAUUUUGGAUUGUGUUACUUUUUAAGAUAUUAAAUAACAUUUGGUUAUA
Molecule: messenger RNA, 14089 nt
Organism: Sapajus apella (tufted capuchin)
Lineage: Eukaryota; Metazoa; Chordata; Mammalia; Primates; Cebidae
Gene: STOX2
Product: storkhead box 2
Exons: 4
Coding region: 5050-7830 (926 amino acids)
Biological process (GO): positive regulation of transcription by RNA polymerase II
Cellular component (GO): cytoplasm; nucleus
Molecular function (GO): DNA-binding transcription activator activity, RNA polymerase II-specific; RNA polymerase II transcription regulatory region sequence-specific DNA binding
Source: RefSeq, a predicted model, not a curated record